AUACUUUAGUCUGUGGUUGCGGGACUAAAGUACAGUUGUGUGCCCGGUGCUGAGGAGUGUUUUAUUUUAGACUGAAGUUGUUGUUAUUUUAUCUCUUUCUAUUAUACACUAUCGAUCUUAGUAAAAUUUUACAUUUUAAACCAUUACUCGGCGUAGCUCUAAUAUAAAAAUAUGUGAUCAUGAACAAUUACAUCCUUUGAAUUUAAAAGGUACCUCUAUAAAGUAGGAAUAUGCUCUUGAUCGCACGAGAUCAGUUUGUGAUUGACAUAAUCGAAACUCAAUUCAAGGUUCAGCGAUGUAUAUCAAGGUGUUUUAAACAAUUGCUUUAACGCAAGAAGAUGAAAUAAGGUAAUCGUUGCAUAAAUUUAAGACAAAAGGCUGAAGUUUUGUCCUUCACACAUUAGAACAUCGUUAUCUAUGCACGGUUACAGAUCGGUUUUGUUAGAGGUGAUUACGAAGUAACUAAAACAGUGCAUGUAAGUACGCAGUGAGCACAUCUAGUUUAUAAUCGUUUCGCCAACGACGUGUACAUACUAAUUUAAGCUAUAUCUUUACUGGUGGAGGGUCCUUGCUUCUUACUGCAUUCUUAUCACAAUUUUAUCAGGUAACGCAAAUAAUGUAAUUACUAAUGGGUGAUAACUUGCGCUAGAUCCUCAUUAUGGCUAAUGUAAAGAGUAGAGUUAAUACUACUAAAACUGCAUCUACAAAAAUUAAUGGGAAGGGAAAGGUUGGUAGACCAAAAAAGUCAAUAAUUAAUGUUCAAAAUGUGACAGGGAAAGAUGCAUUGAAACGACAACUAAGAAGAAAAGAUAUUGAAGUUCUACCUGAAACCACAUCAAAUUCUGAUAAUAAAGACAAGAAAGUGAAAAAUACAUCAAAUUUAAAAAAAUUGCUGUCUAAAAGUGGCCAUAUUCGACACAAAAAUAAAAUUGACAUUAAAAUAUUAGACAAAAUUUUAAAAACUGAAUUACAAAUUGAAGACAACAAUCGCUCAUUAAGAAGCGUGGUAAGGAAAACACGAUUUAACAAUAACCAUGACAUUCCUACAUUGAAUGCCGAAAAAGACAGAACAUCCAAAAAAAUUGAAUGUGUGGAUAAUGAUAAUAAAAUUGUAAAGGACAUUGAAGUCGCUACUUCAUCUGAUAAAUUAAACAAAGUAGCUAAGAAUAUUAAUUAUAAAAAUACUAAAAUUUUUACUAACGGACAGCUCUUUAUAUGUGAUUAUUGCAAUAAGGAGUUCAAUACUAGAGCAUCAAUAAGACGACAUCUCUUUCUUCAUGAUAAAGUUACAUCAUAUUCUUGUCCGCAGUGUAAAAAAUAUUUUAGAAACCAUCUUUAUUUAGCAGCACAUACAAAGAGGCAACAUCCAAAUUGGCAGAAACACUUUAUGUGUAACAUUUGUGAUAGGCCAUAUUUGCUUAAAUCAAAUUUAAAACUACACUUGGCUAGUCAUAGUCGUAAUGAAAAAAUGUUUAAGUGCAUAUAUUGUAAGGAAAAAUUUGCAGACCAAUAUUUAUUAAUUGAUCAUGAAAAGCAGCAUUUAGUUGAUGGAAAAUAUUUAUGUAUUAUCUGUGAAACAGCUUUUGAUUGUAGAAACAGAUUAACCUUUCAUUAUAGGUCUCAUUUGAAAGUUAAAGAUUUUGUAUGCCAGCAUUGUGGAAAGGAAUUCUUGAGGAUGAAUUCAGUGAGACGUCAUGUUCAAGUCUGUCAUUCAGGUCACAGACUUCAAUGUAAAAUAUGUAAGAAAUAUUUAAAAGGUCAUUUAUCUGAACACAUGCGUACUCAUGAUAAAAAUCGUCCCCAUGAGUGCCCUGAUUGUGGACAGCGUUUCACGCAAUCCACACAGCUGACCGUGCAUCGUAGGUCACACACUGGUGUGCGACCUUAUACAUGUAGAAUUUGUCAACGCCCUUUUUCACACUCCAAUGCAUUGAUGCUCCAUAUUCGUCGACACACCGGCGAAAAACCUUUUAGUUGUGCAAUGUGCCCUAUAUCCUUCUCACAAUUGCCACACAUGAAGGCUCAUAUGUGUAAGAUCCAUGGAAAAGAAGAUCCGUAUAGGUGUCAGAAUUGUAAGCAGUUCUUUAAGCUCAAGGUUGGAUUAGAAGAACAUUUAAAAUCUUGUAUUAAAACCAAAAAAGGCUUAGAAAUAGUUGAGAAAGAAGAUCUAAAUGGGGAGUCUCCUGCUCAACUGUCUCGUAUGAGGUUUCUUCUUGCUUUGCUACUCACUAUGAUUGCCACCAAAGAGAAACUAAAGAUUUUAGGUUUCAACAAGCGAUUAAUUGACGACCUACUUGUGGAAUCUUUGGAAGCUAUGCGCUACAAGCCAUGCAAGGAUAAAAACUUGACUUCAUUUAAUCGCCUUAAGAUAAAUAUAGAAAUGUUACUUGAAGGGACUGUGCCAUCAGAACAAAUGGAGAAAUUAAAGAAAGACAACAAAACCACGGAACAAAUUCUGGAAUUAUUGACCGACGAGAAGAAACGUAAUUAAUGAAAAUCAUUAUCAUAUUUUAAUUAAGUAAGUAAGUCUCAUUGAUAUUAUUUAAUCAUAAUGUACCAAUGUCGAUUUAAAAACUAAUUGUUUUCUGAUAUUUUAUGUGUAAGAAAAGACUGCCACUACUAUUAUUUUUAUUUAUGGACAUCACCAAAAAUUUAGUUUUAAAAUGUAAGCUACUAAGUUUGGCAGGAAACCAAGCAUUACAUUUUUAAGAGCAAUAGUGCAGUAGCGGCCAUGGAGCCGCGCACACGGCCAACGAGAUCGAAGCGAAGCAUCUGUAUUCUGUAGCCCGAAGUUUUAAGCGCGCUGUAUUUGCACUGACGAACAGUGUUCCCAACCGUACGAUAAUUAUCGUACAUGUACCAUAAAUUCAAAGCUACGUACGAUGUACGAUGGUACGCGGCUAUCCUACGCAGAUUGUACGAUAAUUUCCGUAUAAUAAUUACAGUUUUUAGUUUAGUGCCAUCUAUUGGCUCAUUGUUUUACUAGGAUCAUAAUAUGCUGUUGCUUCAUGGCACAAUAUAUUAUUGUCGUUUCAUAUGAUUUUUAAAAGUAUUUUAUCAAUUUUCUUGACUUGUACGAUAAUUUUUAUCCAUGUACGAUAAUUUUUCGUCCCUGGUACGAUAGUUGCCUGGCUUCAGGUUGUGAACACUGCUGACGAAUGUAAUUGCGGUUUUGGCCGCGACCAGGCUGCUAGUGCGCUAUUGCUCUAAUAGUUGGCUUAUAAUGAGGCAACUUGGUGACUUAUAAUUGACUUUAUAGCAGCAAUAGUUCCUUAGAAAUGUUGUGCAUUGAUGUUUUGUAUCAUGUUGAGUCUGAGUAAGGAUUAUGCCUAUAGCAAUAAAAUUGUACCUUUUAUCAAGUUCAUGAAUAAUUGGUUGUGUGCGUGUUACAUAUAUUCAUAUUAAAUCAUUCUAGCAUAUUUGUAUUAUUAUCAUAUAAAUGUAUGCUAAUAAUAAAUUAUAUUUA
Pieris rapae (cabbage white) is the source of this 3466-nucleotide messenger RNA. Its product is annotated as zinc finger protein OZF. The transcript is spliced from 2 exons. Gene Ontology annotation, molecular function: RNA polymerase II cis-regulatory region sequence-specific DNA binding; DNA-binding transcription factor activity, RNA polymerase II-specific. The record is from RefSeq and is a predicted model, not a curated record. NCBI's taxonomy places the organism in Eukaryota, Metazoa, Arthropoda, Insecta, Lepidoptera, Pieridae. The coding region runs from base 659 to 2491 and encodes 610 amino acids. Gene Ontology annotation, biological process: negative regulation of transcription by RNA polymerase II; regulation of immune system process; regulation of cytokine production.